Messenger RNA from Leptopilina boulardi, 1261 nucleotides. RefSeq lists its product as uncharacterized. Lineage: Eukaryota; Metazoa; Arthropoda; Insecta; Hymenoptera; Figitidae. Bases 157 to 963 code for a protein of 268 amino acids. The transcript is spliced from 4 exons. The record is from RefSeq and is a predicted model, not a curated record.
UGAGUAACUAGGAAAAGUUACAAACUAAACACUGAAGAAAAUUGAUAGACAUUUGUUUUUUUUAAAGCAUCAAAACAAUUAGGAAUCAAAGAAAAAAUAAAUAAUCCUCUUCAAAGUUUAGAGACAAAUUUAUCAUUGAGACUUUUAUUAUCAAAUAUGAGUGAGGUUAUAAAAUCAAAUUCAGUGCCUAAUAUUAAUUUAAACAAUUCGAAGUUUAAAAAUUCUCAAAAGCCAGAUACAACAAAAAAUUUGGAUUCAAGUUCAUCGUCAGAGGACGAAACAUCUCAACAUUCAAAUAUGAAGAAGGUUAAAAAACAAGUUUCAAUGCAAAUUGAAAAAAUUGUGUUAUCAAGUUCUGAUUCAAGUUCUGAUGAUUCAAGUUCCUCAUCAAAUGAAAUUAUGAUUGAAGACAGUGACUCAAUUUUGGAUUCAAAUUCGGAUUCAUCAUCAGAUGAAUUAGAAAACGAAAAUGAAUUAUCAACAUUGAAAAAAAUUGAAUUUAAAUUAAAAACAAUUGAAAAAAAUAUUGAGAAAGUUGUUUCAAUAAUUAAAAAAAUCAAAUCAUUCAAAAUAACCGAGAAAGAGUUUAUUAAGAAAUAUAAGCUUAAUAUUCCAUUAAAAACAGAAACGAAAUUUAAACGAUUCAAUCAUAAUCUAAAAUUAAAAGAAGAAUUUCGAAAUGAUUUUAUUGCUUCAUUAUAUCCGUUAAUGGACAAUGAAAAAUCAUUGGCAAGAUGUUUAGUUAUUAUAAUAAGAAGAUAUUUAACUAGAGAACUUACUCAAAAAUUUACGCCGUUAAAAAAAAUGCCGAAUAAAGUACUUAUUAAGAAUACAGAAUUCUUUCAAUGUAUUCGAGGUGUUGCGUGUAAAACAUACAGGGAUUAUUAUACAAGAAAACGAAUGAGUGAAUAUAAAUUUGAUCAAGAGUUUUCUAAAGCAUUUAAUCAAGCAAAAAAUUAUUAAGAAAUUGUUGGAAUGACUAAAAUUUAAAGAUAUUCUUCUCUUAAAAUAAUGUUACAUCAAAAUAAGUUUAUUUUUUUUCUAAUCUAAAUAUCUUUUUACUAUUCUACUUUUUCAAAAUGACAUUUUUUCAAUCUUUAUGUAUUAAAAUUUUGUUUUGUCUUUUUCUUCUCAAAAACUAAAAAAAUGGUUCUUUGGAAAAAGAUUGAUUCUAUUAAAAAAAAAAAAGUUAAUUAUUAAAAGUAAGUGAUUCGUUCAGAAAAUAAUUUAAAAGUGUUUUUCUCUUCUAUUGUCAGUAAAU